This is a messenger RNA of Coffea eugenioides, 1319 nucleotides long. Its product is annotated as 12-oxophytodienoate reductase 1-like. NCBI's taxonomy places the organism in Eukaryota, Viridiplantae, Streptophyta, Magnoliopsida, Gentianales, Rubiaceae. The record is from RefSeq and is a predicted model, not a curated record. The transcript has 5 exons. Gene Ontology annotation, molecular function: oxidoreductase activity; FMN binding. The coding region runs from base 38 to 1138 and encodes 366 amino acids.
GAAAGUGCCGGAAGGCUGGGUGUAACAGUAACCAGAGAUGGAAAAAGCUUUAGAAUAUGGGCAAGAGGAGCAACAUUCGCAGUACCACCAUCAGCAACCAAUCCCAUUACUAACUCCUUAUAAGUUGGGAAACUUCCAGCUCUCUCAUAGAAUUGUUUUAGCACCUCUGACAAGGCAAAGAUCUUACGACAAUGUUCCACAGCCACAUGCUAAAUUAUACUACUCCCAGAGAACGACCAAAGGUGGUCUGCUAAUAGCAGAAGCCACAGUUAUUUCUGAAACAGCAAGAGGGUAUGAGUCAACACCUGGAAUAUGGACUAAGGAACAAGUUGAGGCCUGGAAACCCAUAGUUGAUGCGGUUCAUGCCAGAGAUUUUCAGCCCAAUGGACAGGCUCCAAUUUCAUCCACAGACAAGCUGUUACCUACCCAGAUUCAAGCAGAUGGUGUUAGUGUCCAUGAAUGUUCACCUCCCAGACGGUUAAAGAUUGAAGAAAUUCCUCAAAUCGUCGACGAUUUCAGGCUUGCUGCUAUUAAUGCUAUUGAAGCUGGUUUUGAUGGGGUGGAGAUACAUGGAGCACAUGGCUAUAUGAUAGACCAGUUCUUGAAAGAUCAAAUCAACGAUAGAACAGAUGAAUAUGGUGGCAAGUUGGAGAACCGCUGCAGGUUUGCUCUGGAAAUAGUUGAAGCUGUUUCCACUGCAAUAGGACCUGACAGAGUUGGCAUAAAACUCUCCCCUUUCGACCAUUACAACGAAUCAGGAGACUCAAAUCCCCAAGCUCUGGGACUUUAUAUGGCCGAAGCUUUGAAUAAGUAUGGAAUAUUGUACUGUCACAUGGUCAAGCCAAGGUUUUGGGAAAAAGCUGAUUACCCUGAUGAAAGUCUUCUGCCAAUGAGGAAGGCAUUUAAGGGUACAUUCAUUGCUGGAGGAGGUUAUGAUAGGGAAGAUGGUAACGAAGCUGUGGCUGAAAAUCGUGCUGAUCUCAUUGCGUAUGGGCGCUUUUUCUUGGCCAAUCCAGAUUUGCCCAAGAGAUUUGAAUUAAAUGCUCCUCUGAACGAGUAUAACAGAGAGACUUUCUACACACCUGAUCCAGUUGCUGGCUAUACAGACUAUCCAUUUCUUGAUUCUAGUGAUGCAUAAAACAAUCCUUCCAAGGCUGUGUAAUAUUUGGAGUACUUAUUCCGGUUGCGGAUCCUCCUUCGUUGCCAGAGGAGAAUUUCAGCAGUUUUUUUGGUUAGGACCAAAGUGGUUUUGGGAUCAAAUGUUAAGGGAUGUUACUGCUAUUUAUCUUAAAUUUUGGAAAGGAUGUUGUUUCUCAUUA